Molecule: messenger RNA, 1363 nt
Organism: Cajanus cajan (pigeon pea)
Lineage: Eukaryota; Viridiplantae; Streptophyta; Magnoliopsida; Fabales; Fabaceae
Source: RefSeq, a predicted model, not a curated record
GGUUCUUAUUCUUAGCAUGACCGUUACGUUAUAAAUAAAAACUUCCCACUCUCCACACAACACAAACACAAAGCACCAUUUUUUCAACAUGAAUCAGAUUCUUAUCCUAUUCGCAGUUUUCUGCGUCGCAUUCGCGGCGGCGGCGGCGGAGGCGACCUCUUCCGGCGGCGGCGAGGAGGCGUUGAUCCGGCAGGUGGUGGACGGCGUGGGGGCGGAGCAGCACUUUUCGGAGUUCAAGCUGAGGUUCGGGAAGGCGUACGAGUCCCAGGAGGAGCACGAUUACAGGUUGAGGGUGUUCGAGGCUAACUUGCGCCGCGCCCGGCGCCACCAGAGCCUGGACCCUUCGGCGGUUCACGGCGUGACGCGGUUCUCCGAUCUGACGCCGUCGGAGUUCAAAAAGAAGGUUUUGGGACUGAGAGGUGUGAGGUUGCCUACCGAUGCGAAUAAAGCACCGAUUCUACCCACUGACGAUCUUCCCAGUGAUUUUGAUUGGAGAGAUCAUGGAGCAGUUACUCCUGUUAAGAAUCAGGGUUCGUGCGGUUCUUGUUGGAGCUUCAGCACCACUGGGGCUCUGGAAGGUGCGCACUUUCUGGCUACUGGGGAACUUGUCAGUCUUAGCGAGCAGCAGCUUGUUGAUUGUGAUCACGAGUGUGAUCCAGAUGAACCAGGUUCUUGCGACUCCGGGUGCAAUGGUGGAUUGAUGAAUAGUGCUUUUGAGUACAUCCUAAAAUCUGGUGGAGUCAUGCGCGAGGAAGACUAUCCUUAUUCUGGCACUGAUCGCGGGACCUGCAAAUUCGAUAAAGGAAAGAUUGCAGCCUCAGUGGCAAACUUCAGUGUCAUCUCACUAGAUGAAGACCAGAUUGCUGCGAAUCUGGUGAAAAAUGGCCCUCUUGCUGUGGCGAUCAAUGCAGUAUUUAUGCAGACAUAUAUCGGUGGAGUAUCAUGCCCGUACAUAUGUUCAAGAAGGCUGGAUCAUGGGGUGUUGCUGGUAGGAUAUGGUUCAGGUGGCUAUUCACCCAUUCGGAUGAAGGAGAAGCCAUUUUGGAUAAUCAAGAACUCGUGGGGAGAGAAGUGGGGAGAAAAUGGAUUCUACAAGAUAUGCCGGGGACGAAAUGUCUGUGGGGUGGACUCCAUGGUUUCAACUGUGGCUGCUGUUCAUACAACUACUCAGUAGGAAAGGAUAUUUGCUGCCCAUUUUUUAAAGCAAGCAAUUAACCUACGCAAUUAAUAUUAAACAGUUUUUAGACCUUCUUUAUGAUGAAUUGCUCUUCAUUCCCACAACUAUGUACUCUCAGUGGUCGUAAUUUUCUCGCCAACUGUUUAACUUAAAACCUUAGACGAACUAUGCCAAAAUUAAUUAAUA